AUGGCAACGGCACAGCAGAAGACGGUCGACGACAAGGCCAAGCCGUCGCGUCCCAACUUUGCCUACUUUCCUCUGGGCUACAAAGAAGCUGCCUACCAAUGGUGGUCCAGCAUCAGUCCCUCGACCGCCGAACGGAACGUCCUUGCCCACAUCCCUUACCUCAAGGACGCCCGCGAACAUGCCACCAUCGACCCGGCCGAUCAGUCCGACCCUUUCGGACCCCGCGUCUGGAAGACCCAGAUGGUGAGCCUCUCGGGUCAGAACCGCGCCCUCAACGAAUACUCCGUCGAGCGCGUUGGUGAAAAGGUCGAGGAGAACCUCGUCAUGCUGCAUGGCUACGGCGCCGGACUGGGUUUCUACUACAAGAACUUUGAGCCCCUGUCACGACGCAAAGGCUGGAAACUGUACGCGCUAGAUAUGCUCGGCAUGGGUAACUCGACCAGGCCGCCCUUCAAGAUGCACGCCAAAGAUAAGCAGGGCAAGAUUGACGAGGCGGAGGCCUGGUUCGUCGAUGCACUGGAGGAGUGGAGGAAAGCCAGGAAUAUCGACAAGUUUACCCUCAUCGGUCACUCCCUGGGCGGCUACCUUUCCGUGGCGUAUGCCCUGAAAUAUCCCGGCCACCUCAAGAAGCUCAUUCUCGCAUCCCCCGUCGGCAAGGGCAGUGGCGAGUACGCGCUACCAUACAUCCUCGCGCCCGGGGCGUACGCGCGCAGCCCCAUCAUCGACCGCAUCGAGGGUGUUGGCCGGCAGACGGUGGAGAAGAACGGGCAAAAGAUCAAAGAGACUGGUAUUCCCGUCGUCAUGAUGUACGGCGAGAACGACUGGAUGGACGUCGCUGGCGGUCUGGCGUCCGAGGAGAAACUCAAGGCAGCAAAGAGACGAGCGCUGCUUGAGGGCACGGCGGAGGAGAAGCGGAGGGAGAAUGGCUCGGCGAAGGUGAUUGUCGUGCAGAAGGCGGGCCAUCACCUGUAUCUCGACAACGCGGAUGAUUUCAAUGAGUAUAUCUGGAAGGAGAUGGACGAGACAAAGAGCCAUAGUCAGAAGGGACUGGCAUGA
Verticillium dahliae VdLs.17 is the source of this 1056-nucleotide messenger RNA. Its product is annotated as abhydrolase domain-containing protein. Gene Ontology annotation, biological process: cardiolipin acyl-chain remodeling. Lineage: Eukaryota; Fungi; Ascomycota; Sordariomycetes; Glomerellales; Plectosphaerellaceae. The coding region runs from base 1 to 1056 and encodes 351 amino acids. The record is from RefSeq and is a predicted model, not a curated record. The transcript is spliced from 3 exons. Gene Ontology annotation, cellular component: mitochondrial inner membrane. Gene Ontology annotation, molecular function: A2-type glycerophospholipase activity.